Messenger RNA from Branchiostoma floridae (Florida lancelet), 614 nucleotides. Its product is annotated as D-beta-hydroxybutyrate dehydrogenase, mitochondrial-like. The coding region runs from base 37 to 606 and encodes 189 amino acids. The transcript is spliced from 3 exons. The record is from RefSeq and is a predicted model, not a curated record. Lineage: Eukaryota; Metazoa; Chordata; Leptocardii; Amphioxiformes; Branchiostomatidae.
CAAAAUUCACUGGUAGCACGAGAAAGAGCUGUAACAAUGUUGAAGCCACUACACCUGUUCUACUGUGCGAGCCUGAUCGGUUUGACCACCAUUUCAGGCUUGUUGUCGUUGUUGUACCACUGUGCACCUGUCCUGUACUACCUGUGCACGGGGAUACUACUGGGUUCAGUGGGAUACUGUGCGGUUCAGUACUUGAUGCCGAAAGGCUGGGUGAGAGGGGAAGGCAAAGCUGUCUUCAUUACAGGCUGUGACAGUGGCUUUGGCUUUCGACUGGCCAAACGUCUGGACUCGCUGGGCUUCACGGUGUUUGCCGGCUGUCUGCUGGCAGACAGUGGUGGGGAGGGGUCGAUGAAACUCCGGGCGGAGUGCUCGAGCAGGCUGAGUACUGUUCAGAUUGACGUCACUGAUGAUGGACAGGUGCAGGCCGCUGUACUACAGGUCAAAGAUCGACUGCCAGCGGGGUCAAAGGGUCUUUACGCAUUGGUGAACAACGCUGGAGUCUGGCAACCGGGAGAGAUAGAGUGGGCCAGCAUUGUCGCCUACCGACGCGUGAUGGAAGUGACACCUUCGGCACCGUGCGGGUCACCAAGGCGUUCUUGCCUCUGAUUCGUCGU